Messenger RNA from Gadus morhua (Atlantic cod), 1298 nucleotides. RefSeq names its product zona pellucida sperm-binding protein 3. Gene Ontology annotation, cellular component: extracellular matrix. Gene Ontology annotation, biological process: positive regulation of acrosome reaction; egg coat formation; binding of sperm to zona pellucida. Lineage: Eukaryota; Metazoa; Chordata; Actinopteri; Gadiformes; Gadidae. The coding region runs from base 53 to 1252 and encodes 399 amino acids. The transcript is spliced from 8 exons. Gene Ontology annotation, molecular function: acrosin binding. The record is from RefSeq and is a predicted model, not a curated record.
UACAAGGUCCAAGUCCACGUGUGCAUCUGACAGUGCUGUUACCAUUCCCAAAAUGCAGUUUGCAACUCAACUCCUUUUCCUUGCCGGCAGCUGGCUGGCUUCAGGGGCCCAGUGGCCCCAGGAGCCCGACCUUUCGUACAACUCACCUGUAGACCUGAGAGUCCAGCCUGCCGACCAGAAUGACCAGCAGCAGUUCAAGCAGAAGCUGGCCGUUGAGCAGCGUCCGGAGCUGACCUGGCGGUACCCCGAGCAGCCGGUGGAGCAGAGGAACCUGGCCCCUGAGUUCACCCUCCGCCAGCCGGUGGUGCCAGAGACCGUGCGGGUGGAGUGUGGAGAGCAGGUGGUGCAGGUGCUGGUCCAGAAGGACCUGAUGGGCAUCGGCCAGCUCAUCCUGGGCUCGGACAUCCUGCUGGGAAACUGCCCCCCCAGUGAGGAGCUGCUGGACGCCCAGGUCCUCGUCUUCAAGUACCCCCUCCACAGUUGCGGCAGCCAGCUGAGGAUGACGGAGGACGCCUUCAUCUACCAGUUCACCCUCCUCUACACGCCCAGCGCCGUGGGAGGGAGCCCCAUCGUCCGCACGCAGGACGUCUCCAUCUCCAUCGAGUGCCACUACCCCAGGAAUCAGGACGUGAGCAGCUCGGCCAUGAAGCCCACCUGGGUGCCCUUCAUUGCCGCGGAGGCCUCUGAGGAGAGCCUGCACUUCUCUCUGAAACUCAUGACCGACGACUGGCAGUUCGAGCGGCCGUCUGCGCAGUACUUCCUGGGAGACCAGCUCAACAUCGAGGCGUCAGUGGCUCAGUUCCAUCACGUGCCACUGCGCGUGUUCGUCGACCACUGCGUGGCAACGCUGAUCCCCAACACCAACACGGUCCCAAGAUACGCCUUCCUGGAUAACUUUGGGUGUCUGAUGGACGGCGUGCUGACCGGCUCCAGCUCCCACAUCCUGCCUCGUCGUCAGGACGACAAGCUGAGGAUCCAACUGGAGGCCUUCCGCUUCCAGCAGGAGUCCAGCGGAGUGAUCUACAUCACCUGCAGCCUGAGGGCCACCACGGCGGCCGAGCCAGUCAGCGCCACCAGCAAAGCGUGCUCCUUCUCUGACAGCUGGAGGGAAGCCGGUGGAUUCCACAACCAAUGCUCCUGUUGUGAGACAUCUUGUGGUUCUGAAGGAGCGAUGGCUCAACCCCUGGGCCAACAGUGGGAGUCGGAGAAGGCGGUUGGGCCGAUUGGCGUGGACCAGCGGCCCCUCAAGUGAAGCCUUGUAUCGCACUGACUCAAAUAAAUCUUGCAUCUAAAAUCUA